CCCCUGUACUGGGAAUGUUUUUUCUAAUUCUUUCCAGUAUUUAAGCGCCUCCACUUCACGGCCUAUAUAUAUCUGCCCCAUUGCUUCUUCUUAGUACAACCUCAGAUGUCCUAAUUAAUUGCUCUCUCUCUCUCUCUCUCUCUCUCUCUCUGUGUAAAAUAUGGCUGACUUGGAUCAGUGUGGUUCUACUGAAACUGUUUUGGACUCUGAAGUACUUGAGGCAGAGAAUAACAUGAAUCACGAUUCGAAGCUUCAAUUCUCAGAAGACGAGGAGACGCUUGUUGUAAUAAUGUUUAAUCUUGUUGGCGAGAGAUGGUCGCUAAUUGCUGGGAGAAUCCCUGGAAGAACAGCCGAGGAAAUUGAGAAAUACUGGAAUUCAAGAUACUACUCCAAAAGCGAAUGAAGCGUCCUUUAGAUCAAAGAAAGACAAAUUGUUGCGAUUAUACAAUUUGAAUGGCAUUUAGAAGUUUGGUGCUAGCUAGACAUGCAUGAAACUUGUAUGCAUGUGAUCAUGUUUAUGAUAUUGUUGCGCCUGCGACUCAAUUAAUGUGGUGUUCAACGCGUCUUAUAAGAGUACUUAUAUUCUGGCCUUCUUUUGAGGGUAGGAAGUAAUUAAUGCCCUAAUAUUAUAUAUAUAUAUAUAUGUAUAUAUAUAUGCAUAUGCAUGUAAAUAUUAUCAACCUAAUUUGAGAAUGCUAGCUAGCUAGUGAAAGUUUUCCUGUAUAUUUACA
This is a messenger RNA of Juglans microcarpa x Juglans regia, 731 nucleotides long. Its product is annotated as MYB-like transcription factor ETC1. Gene Ontology annotation, biological process: cell differentiation. Gene Ontology annotation, molecular function: transcription cis-regulatory region binding. The transcript has 3 exons. The record is from RefSeq and is a predicted model, not a curated record. Lineage: Eukaryota; Viridiplantae; Streptophyta; Magnoliopsida; Fagales; Juglandaceae. Bases 161 to 403 code for a protein of 80 amino acids. Gene Ontology annotation, cellular component: nucleus.